CAUUUCCAAGGGGUAUUACCCCAGCAAAACCGUUCCUCUGGACUCUUCCAUUGUUUCUGUUAAAAAUAGUCACUUGUGAACACCGAUGGCAACCGCAGAACCCGAAGUUCCGGUCACCGAGCAGCCUCUUCAGGCGGAAAAGCUUGUGAAGGAGAAGAAGCCGAAAGUUACAAAGGAGAAAAAGCCUAAGCAACCAAAACCCGCUGCUCACCCUCCUUACUUCCAGAUGAUAAAAGAGGCGAUUCUGGCUUUGAACGAGAAGAGUGGUUCGAGUCCGUACGCAAUAGCCAAGUACAUGGAGGAGAAGCAGAAGGCGGUGCUUCCAGCGAAUUUUCGAAAAAUAUUAGCUCUUCAACUUAAAAACUCUACCGCCAGAGGCAAACUGAUAAAGAUCAAGGCCUCUUACAAGCUAUCCGAAGCUGGUAAAAAAGCAACGAAAGCUAAAACAGAGAAGAAAGCAAAGCCAGCUGCGAAGCCGAAGAAAGCAGAGGCUACAAAGAAACCGGCAAAGAGAGUUGGAGCUAAGAAGAAAUCAACUCCUGCAAAACCAAAGCAGCCUAAAUCCAUCAAGUCAGUCUCCGCUAAAAGGGCCAAGAAGACCACUGCGUAGAACCAAUUUGUAGAAAGUUUUAAAGCUAUGUAUAUAUAUAGUCAUCCACUCUCUUUGUGAUUAUCUUAUAAGUGUUGUUGUUUGUGCUUUUGAGCUGCAAUGGAGAAGUGACUUUUCUAUGUAUGAAAAUCUCAAUCUUAAAUAACAAUGAGCCCAAUAUUCCACA
Hibiscus syriacus is the source of this 776-nucleotide messenger RNA. Its product is annotated as histone H1-like. Gene Ontology annotation, molecular function: double-stranded DNA binding; nucleosomal DNA binding; structural constituent of chromatin. The record is from RefSeq and is a predicted model, not a curated record. The transcript is spliced from 2 exons. The coding region runs from base 86 to 610 and encodes 174 amino acids. Gene Ontology annotation, cellular component: nucleus; nucleosome. Gene Ontology annotation, biological process: nucleosome assembly; chromosome condensation; negative regulation of DNA recombination. NCBI's taxonomy places the organism in Eukaryota, Viridiplantae, Streptophyta, Magnoliopsida, Malvales, Malvaceae.